Betta splendens (Siamese fighting fish) is the source of this 4280-nucleotide messenger RNA. Its product is annotated as zinc finger protein 865. Bases 454 to 3042 code for a protein of 862 amino acids. Gene Ontology annotation, molecular function: DNA-binding transcription factor activity; RNA polymerase II cis-regulatory region sequence-specific DNA binding. Lineage: Eukaryota; Metazoa; Chordata; Actinopteri; Anabantiformes; Osphronemidae. The record is from RefSeq and is a predicted model, not a curated record. Gene Ontology annotation, biological process: regulation of transcription by RNA polymerase II. The transcript is spliced from 2 exons.
CUUUAGGAACUGCUUGGCUGAACACCGCUGAGGAAUCGCGCUUACAUGAGCAAGUCAUCGCUGUAACUCUCGCAGGAAACAAGAAGUCGUCAUUUGAACUGCCUCUUUAAAAAAAACUAUUUUUAGCUAUUUGAAAUUAGUUGGAACUCACCUGCCUCUCAUAAAGACACUUACUCUUUGGUCAUAAACUCAUCUUCUUGGCCACCCCACUUGUUUUGGAAGUAGAGUGUGGACAGUGGGUAGAAGAUGAUCAAGAGGGAGUAGCAGCACCAGAAGUAAACAUUCUGGAGAGACGAACUGUAGAUUUAAGCUGAAAUUCAAGUAGUCAAAAAUAGUAGCCUAGCCUCACCUGUAGGGUAAAGUUUGUCUUUGACCAGUCAGUGUUGGAAUCAUUGUUGCCGCUCCUAGCGCUGGAGGUUUGACUCCUGUACCCCAUGUGCAAGUGAGUGGGAAAUGUUCCAAUUUGGAAAAUACAAUCUGGACAUUAUAGAGAUGUUAAGUGGGCACCAGGCCCACCAGUUCAAAGGCCUUGGUUUAGAUCGACAACUACAGCAUCAACAGCAAGUGCAGCUUCACCAGCAUCAACUCCAGCAGCAGCAGCAGCAGCAGCAGGCUGAGUCUUCUGGAGCCCUUCUGUCUGGACUUGGCUUGGGCCCCCUGCAGGGGUCUAGAGGCUACCAUGAUGACCAUCGUUCUCAAGGUAAUCCAUCUCCAUGCUACUCUGGUGCCUCCCCCUGUGGAAGUGGGAUGGCGGGCCCAACUCUGAGAAAGGCACCCUUGGCUCCAACACUGCAUCCACACUCACAGAGCCACAGCCAGCACCAUCAUCCGCAGCAACAGCCCCACCUGCCCCUUUCUUCUCUACUGGAUGAUUCAGAGGAUGAUGUCACUAGCUCUGUCAAUAAUGCAAUCUCUGCAAUAACGGCAGCUAGUAACAGUGGAAAUAGAGGGGAUGAUAGGGGAGACAUCAUAGGAGGUUUGCUAGGUGGUCUUGGGUUAGGUCCUCUGGGCUCACCUUCAUCCACAUCUGGUAUGGAUAAGAAUUUCAGAGGUGGUGGGAGCCAAGAGGCCAUGAGCAACAACCCACAGAAUCCCUCUGCCAAACCAAAACGUCCCCGCAAACCUAGAGCUAAGAAAGAUCCUGCAGCUGGUGGACAGCCCCCGAAGCGCAGGCAGUACACUCCAAGAAUGGGGCCCAGUGGGCUUCCACGUACUCACCUCUGCAGUGUGUGUGGUAAGGGAUUUGCACGUCGUGAGACCUUGCGUAGGCAUGACCGCAUCCAUACUGGAGAAAAACCCCACCACUGCACAGUUUGUGGAAAGUAUUUCAGAGAAGCUUUUCACCUUAGCAAGCAUCAAACAGUCCACUCUGGGGCAAAGAAUUACAAAUGCAGCAUAUGUGGGAAAGAGUUUGGUUACUCUCAGAGCCUCAGGAGGCACAGCAAACUCCACCAGAAAGGGGAGAUGGAAGAAGUGCCCACAACACCAGCUCCAGAGAACCUUAAUAGCUUUAACCCAAACCCUCAAUGUAGCGUGCCCCAAGACAGGAGUCAAAACCAAGCACCAAGCACCUCCUCCUAUUAUCCUUACGCUCAAGAUGUCAAGCCUCAAGACAACACUCCCCAGCCACAGCCUUCGCUUCCACCCCCACCACAACCCCCGCCUCCACCUCGGCUUUACACUUGUGCUAUAUGUUGGAAAUCGUUCCGCCAUCAUUUCCAUUUGACGGCACAUCACCAAACGGUUCAUGAAGGUGGGGGAGAAAAGCUCUUCUGCUGUGAGGUAUGUGGAAAAGCUUUUGCCUACUCCAACAGCCUCACUCGACAUAAGCAGUCACAGCAUGGGAUGACCCGUGCCGAACAGCCCAACCCACAAGAAGGCACUAGCGGAUCUGGAGACAACAGAGGUGGGAGUGAUGUUAAUCAGUCAGCAGCGGAAAGUGAAGCUGCCACCAAUGCCCUCCUUCAGAUGGCUCCUACCACAGAAGGUCACGGAGGGCCGGGUCUCAGUGUUGUCACUCAUAGCCACCAACAGGCACCCCCACAACCUCCAGCGGGGUACUCUCCUCUCUUUUACGAUGCUGCUGCAGCCCAGUCUUCGGCCUCUAAUGCCCCAUCUUAUUCACAGCCUUUGCCUCCAAACUCUACGAUCAUGCCCCCCCACCACCCACACUCCCCGGCUGGGGUGAAAGGAGAGCACAUAUAUCCUGCUGGAUCCCGUAGUCGCACUCUUCACACCACAGCCCCGUUCCAGCCCCUCACAGAACUGCCCUCUGCUGAACAUCAUCAUUUGCAUCACCAUCACCAUCACUCCCACCAUCAUUCAUAUCAGUCAGACGCGCAGUCUCACCAACACGUUGACUGCACCUCCCAGAUACCACACGAUGAAAUGAGACGACACAAGAAGAAAAAAAAAAAGUCAGACAAGAAAGAUUGGAGGGAAAAUAAAUGGGAGUCCCAAGAUGUAGUCAGAGUUGAUGGAAGCAAAAAGAAGAGAAAGAUAAGCUGCACAAUAAGACGGCAAUCAAAUAAAAAACAAGGCUCUCUUCGUUUGACGAUUAGAUGUGGAGGAGGAGGUGGUGGUGGAUAUAAGCUUGUCAACACUGGAGGAAUGAAGGUGCAGAUCCUGUCGUCUCUCAAAGUUCCUGUUAAACGUUUUGGCUGUCCUAAAUGCCCCAAUUCUGUGUUUUCCCGUAAAGCAGGACUGUUAGUCCAUAUGGCAGUUAAACACCCACAAAAAGCUUCAACUACUCAGGAGCGACUAAGAUGCAGUGUGUGUGGGAAGCAGUCUCACAGGCCUUUGGCGGCCUUCAUCCAUCGGUCCUCCCAUCGUGCAAGAGGGACUUUUUCAUGCCGACGCUGCUCUGCUCACUUCUGGAACGCUCCACUUCUCCAUAGGCACAAGGUAACCUGCCGCCGCAGGGCCAAAGGAUUGCAGCGUGGAGAUGCAAAGAGGCUGAAGCUUUCAAAGAGAACAGAAGAGAGACAGACCUGUGAGGGUCAGGGGGAGAUGCCAUUCCUGCAGGGACCAUACAGAUACUGAGCAUCCUGAUAUCUAAAGAGUGGCAUACAAGAGGGAUAAUUCAGUUUUGGGAAGGUGAUAAAAAGGGACUUGGAAAGGCAUCCGUUGCCUCUAGAAUAAUUUGCCUUGUGUCUCUGUUGACUGCUGACUAUUAGAAUGAGUGUGUUAACAAUUACUGUAGAGCAUCCAAUAAAAUACCACCAGAGAUUCUUCCAGUUCAUGUUGGAAGGGUGUUUUCAAAGACAUGACUGUUUCCAUAGAAUCCUUAACCCCUUAAGUGCAUUGACACUAUGCUUGGCUGACACUGUGCGGUUACUAGACAAGUUUAGGUGAAAUGACCUGCUAAUGUAUCUUUCUUCCCUCUAAUGACAACCCCUGCUACACCUCUUGCUGUAUGAUAAAUGUCUCUGCUGUGUACUUUGUCUUGUUGUUGUUCACUUAGACUCUCUGAGGAAAUUUUUAAAAUGUAAAGUGCAUUUAUUAGGAGUAGGGACAUGGGAACAAAGACCUUUGUUGAUAGUUUGUCAGUGCAUGUUUGUUCUCUGGUCAAGUUUUUGCUGAGGUUGUGAAAUCACUCCUAAACUAUGUGACGGUUUAUUCAUAAUAUCCCCAGACGUUUGUAGUGUAAACCUGAUUUGAAAGUUACUCUAUAUUCUCUAGUGAUUUAAUCACAUAUAGAUAAAAUGUCAGAUUUGCUGGUAAUUAGCAUCACAAGGAUCCUUCUCCUGCCAAAAUGAAGAAACCUACAAAAAGCCUUGCUUAUUAUUUUCCUUACUGCGUUUAUUUGAUAUACCUAGCUUUUAUACCAAGGGACUGAAAACAGGUUAAUCAAGUGGACUGUAACUCAUGUAUCUCAUGUUAUUUGUAUGCUCUUUUUAGCAGUGAUUAUUUCUACAGUACUUCAUGACGUGUUAAAGACAAGGACCUAUCAUAUUAGAAACAAACGUAAUAUUCCAUGUAUUUAUGUGUGUAACCCAAUCAGUCUUCAUGCCAAUCUUAUACUUAACCCCUUCGACCUUUUACUUUUGGCUGAAUUGCAAUCAUAUUCCUUCUGUAAAGCCUUGUUUUUUUUUCCUGAAGAAAAAAGUUUUAAAUACAAUCUGUCACUUUAAUCACAUGAAAUGUUCAUACCCCUGUUAAGCCUUGUUUUUUUUUUCUUCUAAAGAAAAAUAAUAGUUUUAGUAGAUUUCUAUCACAUUAUUUACUGAGAAGUCAGUAGUUGAUUAUAUUUCAGCAAUGAAUAAACCUUAAGUGUAAUA